UCUCUCUCUCUCUCGUUAUAAUACACACCACAAAAAUCAAAUCGUUUUUCUGGCUGAUUUCUUGUAGCCUCCGAUCAAAUCUUUCCUCUUUCCCAGCUGUAUUUCUCGUUUCUCGCCUGAAAAUGUUUCUGACGGAGACCGCUCGCCGCUUCCCUUCUCUCACCCCCCGGUUCUUUGCCGGAAAACGAUCCCCGCCGGCCUCAAAGAAUCUCGAGCGUGUCUCUCAAUCCUUCGAUGAAAACCUCCUCCGUCGUCUCAAGACCCUCAAUCCACCUUCGAUCAAUCUCUCCUGGAUCUCCCUUGCCGUCGAUUUUCUCUGUUACAUACACACAGAAGCGGAAAACUUGGUUUCCGAUCUGAAACUCUCGGGCUCUGAGAACUCUCUCGCUUCCUAUUUGGAUGAAAGUGUGAAGCUAUUGGAUCUUUGUAACUCGAUCGUUAUGGAGAUCGAACGAUUGCGACAAGGUCGGCUUCUGAUAGUCUCAGGGAUCCAACGGUUUCAACGAUGUCAGAAUCAGAAUCUGGCACCGGAGGAGCUAUGCCGCGUCAGGGAUUCGCUUUCCGAUUGGGGAAAUCGCUCGUUUGUUCACACAAAUCGGAGAUUACAGAGCCCAGGUGAGCUGAUCCGAGAUCUCGCUCGUGGACUAGGCAGUUCUCCUAGUGGCAAGAUCAAGACCGUUGGUGAUGUCGUUAAACGCAUGAUCUACACCGUCGGAGCGAUGACUGUUCUCGUCGCCGGAGUCAUGGUUUCGGCAUUGACCGAGUCAACUGAGACGAUUCAAGUCCGAGUCCCUGCCGAGUUCUCUUGGUCUGACGCGUUUAAUGGUUUGGCUUCGGCGGUUUCUGUAGAGAUCGAGAGGCGGUUCAAGGACGCUUCAGAUCGCCGACGGUUCGUGGAUGAUGUGGAUGACGUGGAGAAGCGCGUGCGGAGCGUUUGUGACGUCAUUAAUAAUGUGGUUGGAGGGGGAGUAGGUGAGGGAAAGGAGAGGUUGGAGAGUGGUUUUAAGGAGUUGGAGGAGAUGACGGUAACGUUGACGGAGCGUUUGGAUCGUUUUUCUGACGGCGUUAACGGAUUCUUUCGCACGGUAUUGAGUACAAGAAAUAGUCUUUUGGGAAAAUUCAGGGUGGGUUCGGAAAUGAGAUUGGAACAGAAAGGGAAGAUGUAGGGAAAGGGGAAAAUAAUAAUAAUAAAUUUUUUUUUUUCUUGGGUAUACAGUUUGUAAGAAGGAAAAUAUACGGUUGGGAGGAAAAUUGUUCAGUGAGCAGAAGGGUUGAGGUUGUAAAUGGCAAGGAAAUCUGAACAGUUAAUGAAAUUUACAAUGUAUUUUCACUGA
This is a messenger RNA of Macadamia integrifolia, 1334 nucleotides long. Its product is annotated as UPF0496 protein 4-like. Lineage: Eukaryota; Viridiplantae; Streptophyta; Magnoliopsida; Proteales; Proteaceae. The record is from RefSeq and is a predicted model, not a curated record. The coding region runs from base 123 to 1166 and encodes 347 amino acids. The transcript has a single exon.